Choloepus didactylus (southern two-toed sloth) is the source of this 5156-nucleotide messenger RNA. RefSeq names its product ankyrin repeat domain 45 (gene ANKRD45). The transcript is spliced from 6 exons. The record is from RefSeq and is a predicted model, not a curated record. Gene Ontology annotation, molecular function: protein binding. NCBI's taxonomy places the organism in Eukaryota, Metazoa, Chordata, Mammalia, Pilosa, Megalonychidae. The coding region runs from base 53 to 811 and encodes 252 amino acids.
GGCCCCGGGAGCUGGGAGUCGGCAGUCGUGGCGCUGGGUAUUUCUGGAGUUAAUGGAGUCAGAAGGUCCCCCAGAGUCAGAAAGUUCAGAAAAAUCAGUAGUUUUUUCACAGCAAGAAGAAGCAGCUGAAGAACUUGAGGUAACAGACACUGUAAACCCCCUCUUACAGCCUGCUCUCACAGGGGAUGUAGAAGGUCUGCAGAAGAUUUUUGAAGAUCCUGAGAAUCCUCAUCACGAACAGGCCAUGGAGCUACUCUUGGAAGAAGACAUUGUUGGGAGAAAUUUGUUGUAUGCAGCCUGCAUGGCUGGGCAAAGUGACGUGAUUAGAUCUUUGGCAAAAUAUGGUGUGAAUCUGAAUGAAAAAACUGCCAGAGGCUACACACUCUUACACUGUGCUGCAGCCUGGGGUCGGUUGGAAACUUUGAAAGCACUAGUGGACUUGGAUGUUGAUAUAGAGGCUCUGAACUUCCGGGAAGAAAGAGCUCGGGAUGUUGCUGCUCGGUAUUCCCAGACCGAGUGUGUUGAAUUCCUGGACUGGGCAGAUGCAAGGCUGGCUCUGAAAAAAUACAUUGCAAAGGCCUAUGCAGCCAUUACAGACUCAGAAAAGGGACCAGGAAAGCUCCUUAAGGAAGACAGGAAUACCAUCAUCACUGCAUGCCGUGCAAAAAAUGAGUGGCUGGAAACCCAUUUGGAUGCUUCCAUUAAUGAGCUUUUAGAACAGAAAGAACAACUGGAAAUUAUUAUGACUCCCAUUUUCACAAAAAUGGCUACACCACGUCAGGUGAAAAGUGCCAAAUCUGUGCUAACCUAAGCCAUGGUCAGAAAAGAAGUGAAGACAUACCUUCUACUGAAUAUAUAUAUUUUGUAAAAAGCCACAUUUUCUUCUAGUGUCCAUAAAGAAAAACCUAUUCAUGCCAAUUGAAGUUAAUAAAUAGAUGUGGGUUUUACAAAAAUGUUUAAUAUGAAAUCACAUCACCCUUGUUUUGUUAUAUUCUGUUCGGGAUGUUUAUGUCCAGACUCUGUCCUUGCCUCUGCAACACCAAAGGCAACCCACGUGAUUUCCAGGUACUACUUCUAGAGAACACAUGGAUGUGACUCCCUCACAAAGACCGCAUGGAGACUAUUUAGAGAAUCUAAUAAUUUUCUGUGUAAUUGAGGCAAGAAAUUUCCAUUUAAUUGAGGAAUUUCAUGAUAAAAGACACAUUUGGUUAUUUUCAGAGGACACAUUUGUUUUCCCUAUCUUAAAAAGAAAGCUUAUGGAAUAACAUUCUGGAGCAAGAAAGUAAUAAGAAUCAUUUGGAUCAGGGUCCUCUGGUUAUACAACUAUUACUUCUUAUGUCCGAAUUAUAAUUCACCUGUAAGGUGGGAUGUGGUAUUUAAGUAAAUACCCUUAUUUCUUUAUAGUCUAUAUUUAAAUUAAUGAACACAACUCUGUUUAGUUUUAUAUUUAGAAGAUUUACCCUAUUCUGUAGUUUUGGCAAUUUAGAUAUCAUAACUGUACUCCGUGCUGUUUUUUUCUCCUCUUAUGUUUUUCUUACGUUUAAAAAAUCAUAGUUGGUUUCACAUCGGUGAUUUGGAAACAAGUCUUUUUUCCUUUCUACUUUAAUAAAGUCCCUGAACCUUCUACUACUCUAUGACUUUCUGGGGCAGUUUUAUAGAAAAUUUCUUUUUUAAGAAAGGCUUUUAUCCCAGAGAAUAUGAUGGAAUUAAGGGUUCCAUCUCAGUGGUCCCAUAAGUGUGCAGUGCGUAUGUUUCUAAUUCUCACUCACCACUGGAUAAAUUUUAAAAGCUGAGUCAUAAAAAUCAUUUUUCAAUAAAUUUAGGAGACAUACUAAUUUUUAAAGUAAAAUAUUUUUACUUCGGAAGUAUCUUUUCUCCUCCUGAUUCUACUCCCCAGUUUUAUCUGUUUUUGGGGUUUUCUGCCCAUUCUUUUGGGUUGUGUUCAUAAAUAAUAUGCAAGUAGUGUUUUGGGGGAAUCAUAGAUUAUUUUCUCUUUUAACCCUUUCUUGAGCCCCUUGUUCUAAUUUGGUUGUAUAGCUUUACCUCUGUUGGUAAAAGAGAUGUAAAUUUAUUGAUUACACAUUCUUCCUUAAUAGAUCUUUGUAUUUGCUACAGAGUUUCUCUGCAAUGAAUAUGCGUCUAUGUAAAUUAUUUUAAAUUUGUCCCACUACUUUAUUGGGACAUUUCCUGUUAAUUGAAACUUCCGGGGCAAAAGAAAAGGAAAAUAUGCAUUUUGAGUGAAAAUUCAGAAUUCCACUAAAUGUAAGGCAGUCGUCAUCAGUUCACUUACCCAUUGUUUGUGAAUGAGCAAUUCCUCUUUUGUAGAACUGUACAAAUAUUAUGUUUUGUAUUUUUAAUCUUUGAUGUAAUAUUUCAAAGAACAUCAAGUUUGAUCAUCAUCACAUUAAUAGUCAUUUGUAUUUCUCCUCCAUGUUCUCAUUUUUCUUAGAAUGUUUUUAUUUCUCCUGAAAUAAUAAUUACUCUGUACUAAUUUCUCAGGGCUCAUUUAUGUUGAAGAGUGUCAGUCUUCUGAUUUUCAUGCAUUGCACGUGAAAUAGCAUAUUUCUUCCCAUUUAUUUCAUUCUGCUGUUUUAUUUUUGGUUGUACAGAAGUUAUGUAUUCAAGUAUAAUCAUUUUAUGUUGCAAAAAAAAAGCUUUUAUUCCCUGUUCUUCAUGACUUAUUUCUCUUCAUUAUCCUGCCCUGAAAACUCAUAUUUCAUAGGGGGUUUGGAGAUGCACAAUUUAAUAGUAUCUUGUCAAUUCACAUUUUCUCGACCAUGGUUUUGAGAUACUAGUAUAAUUUGUCUCCCAAAUUUUUAAGUUUUGAGAUCUUUUUGUGUAUGAGUAGUUCAGUGUCGGUUGCCUUAAGCAAAAGAAUAGGGCAGUAACUCUCACUCCUUUCUCUGGUAGAUCCGGUGGAUGUUUAUGAAGUAGUACAAAGAAGAUCUGUGUUUGCUCCAUUCUCUUUAUGCAGUAUAUUGCUAGAAGUCCAGUGCUCUUAAGCACUGCAAUAAUUUGGGGAAGGCCAGGUGCGAUUUUUACUGUUUCUACUCUAUGUGUGUAUUUUCCCAGCCCUGAUCUUGAAUAUGAUACUGCUUUCCAGUGAUACAAUCCUGGUGGUCAGUGAGGGAUUCCUGGAUUUCAUUUCAAAGAUUCCUGGAUAAGACCAAGGUAUUUCUGGAGACCCUUUUGUAUAAAAUGAAACUUUCUUCCUCUUUAUUCAUCUCUCAGUCUUUAACCUUAGACUUUUUGUAGCUUCUGUUCCAUUGCUAAUGCUGUCUUCUUAAGACUCCAUAUAUUGGCAAAUCUGUGCCUUCAUAGUUCCUGUACUAUCUCAUCAACUGCUUUUCUGACUCCUUGACCAUCUCCUCUUUUUCAUCUUGCCCCUAAGUGUGGGAACUCAAAAUUCAAUCCUGACCCUUAGUGAAGUAAUCUUUAAUUCCCGACUCCACAGCUUUUCCUUUGCCCCAUGUUAGAACUAAUCCUUCUUUCUAUGGAAUGCCUAUAGUGCUAAUAAUCUCAUACUAUAUUCAAUUGUUUACAUGUUUGUCUCCCCAUGGGAAGUGUGAGCUUUUUGAGAGUAGGGACUUUGUCUUGGUCUUUUUCAUAUCUUAAGAGCCUGUAAGAUAGUAAGUAUUCAGUAAAUAAUAGUGGAAUGAACUUUCUUUUGGGACUACCAUAUUUAUAGAACUCAUUACCUCCUCACUCAUUUAUUCAGCUUGUUCAUCUUUAUAAAUAACUCCUGAAUCCUUAUCUCCUUAUUUUGCUUGUACCCCAUUUUAACUUCUACCCCUCCAGCAGAUAAGCAGCAGAUAAGCUGCAUACAACCAACAUUAUGACUCUAUUUAUAAUUUCUCCUCUAACCUUUUCAUUUCCAAGCCUUCGUCUUGAAUACCACAUUAUUUUUCAAGCAUGUGAACCUGGUGAUUACCAAGGUAUUCCUGGAUCUCACUUGAAAGAUUCCUGUGAUGUGAGGCUCUGAACAUUUUUUUAUAUCUAUAGAUCUAUAACUUUAGUCCAUCUGGAGAGACAUAGUACCUCUUGUUACCUAUUGUUGCAUUGAAAUUAUACAUAUAUUCACAGGAGAUUUAAAAUGCCUUUAUGGUAUGAAUUUGAGCUGUAACACAGGUAGCUGCAUGACUUUUUCUUAAUAUCCACACAGUAAUUACUGUUUAAGAGUUUAUAUUAGUAAUUCAGGAAAGUUUCCACGUUAUUUGAGAGAUUGUCAAGCAAAGGCUAAAUUCAGUGUUAUGAUAACUUCUAGACAAUGGUUCUUUAGAUUUUUGUAUUUCAUUGAUUAGAAAAGUGUAAAAAAACUAAAGGAAGGGAAUUGAUGAGACAUCAUUAAGAAAACAGCAAUCUACCACCACUAUAUUUAAUAAAAUACAAGACAUUUUGACAAGAGAAAAGAGGAGAGGUUAUAAUCUCAGUGUAAGGCUCUACCCUUUAGGUUGAAUUCCUUAAACUUUAUAUAGGCCUAUAUGCUAAAUUUAUUUUUCUCAUUUUACCAUGUAUGAUGGAACUUGUGUCAGGAGCUAGAACUAGCCUGUGGUCCAGCCUUUGAGAACUUCUGCUCUAGACUCUGCUAAAACAGGCAAACUGCCUAGUUAGGUUAACAUGAUAAUCAUGAAUUGUAAAAGUCUGACCAUCACCCUGAUGUUUGAUCUAAUAUAUGAUAGAUUGAAUUUUCCAAGAUGGCACAUCUCCCAUCCCCCAUGCUCUUCUUACAAUGUGGUUUUGAUAUUCCUCCCAAAGACAGGUGAAGUCACUGUUCUCUCCCCAUGAAUCUGGGCAGGCCUAUGACUACAGUGGAAGUUAUACUAUGUGAAAAGGCUAGAUCAUGAAUGACGGUGCAGCUUCUACCUAGUUCUCUUGAGAUGCUCGCUCUUGGGAACCAGCCGUAUGGAAGGCAAAGCAGCCUAUGGAGGGGCCCAUGUGGAAAGGAACUGAGGCCCCAACCCCGCAGCUCUGCCUGAGUUGUCAGUUAGCUGGCGUCAUCAACUUGCCAGUCAUGUGAGUGAGUCAUCUUGGAAGUGGAUCCUCCAGUCGAGUCACUCCAGCUGAUCUAUGUGGAGCAGACACAAGCCUUCUUUGCUGAGUCUUGCCAAAACUUCAAAUUUGUGAGCCAAAUAAAUGACAGUUGAUGUUUUAAGCUA